AUGGCGUCGCUGGCUUCUCUCUCCAUCUACACCGUGCCGGGGCGCGCAGGCCGUGCCGAGUCCGUUCACACCCCUCGCCGGCGGCGUAUGGCGGUGGUGCGGGCGAAGGUGCGCGAGAUCUUCAUGCCUGCGCUGAGCUCGACGAUGACGGAGGGCAAGAUCGUCUCCUGGACGACCGCCGAGGGAGACCGCGUCUCCAAGGGCGACCCCGUGGUGGUCGUCGAGUCCGACAAGGCAGACAUGGAUGUGGAGACCUUCCACGACGGCAUCAUCGCCGCCGUCCUCGUCCCGGCCGGUGGGACCGCCCUCGUCGGCGCCCCCAUCGCCCUCCUCGCCGAGUCCGAGGAGGAUGUCGCCCUCGCGCAGGCGCGUGCCCAGGCCCUAUCCAAGGCCCAGGGCGAAGAAACCCCUCCUCCCCAUGCUGCCGCCACGGCUCCACCUACCGUGGCCCCUGCUCUGGCACCAGUGGCCGCACCGACGAAUGGCAUCGCUACGCCUCAUGCCAAGAAGCUCGCGAAGCAGCACAGAGUGGACAUCUCCAAUGUUAUCGGCACCGGGCUAAACGGCCGCAUCACGGCGGCUGACGUUGAGGCUGCCGCUGGGAUCCAGCCAAAGCCAAAGGCCGCUCCACCUCCACCCCCUGCAGCUCGCUCUGCACCUCCGGCAGGCACACCAUUAGUAGCUGCAGUCAGACAACCAGCAGUGCUUCCUCCGGUGCCUGGUGCGACUGCGGUGCCAUUCACAUCGAUGCAAUCGGCGGUGAGCAGGAACAUGGUGGAGAGCUUGUCAGUGCCAACGUUCCGAGUUGGGUAUGCCAUCAAGACCGAUAAGCUCGAUGCACUCUAUGAGAAGGUUAAGUUGAAAGGGGUUACAAAAACAUUGUUGCUGGUGAAAGCAGCAGGCAUGGCACUCGCUCAGCACCCAGUUGUGAAUGCCAGCUGCAGGGAUGGAAAGAGCUUCAGUUACAACAGUAGUAUCAACAUCGCGGUGGCGGUUGCCAUCGAGGGUGGCCUUCUUACGCCUGUGUUGGAGGAUGUUGAUAAGUCAGAUAUAUAUCUGCUCGCGCAAAAAUGGAGAGCACUGCUCAAAAAGACGCGCAUGAAGCAGCUCCAACCAAAUGAAUACAGCUCUGGGACGUUUUCACUGUCCAACCUUGGUAUGUUUGGGGUAGAUAGAUUUGAUGCAAUCCUUCCACCUGGUCAGGGGGCUAUCAUGGCUGUUGGAGCAUCGAGACCUACUGUUAUAGCUGACAAGGAUGGUUUCUUCAGUAUCAAGAACGAAAUGCUGAUAUUAAUGCGUGCGAACCCCUAG
Triticum turgidum subsp. durum (durum wheat) is the source of this 1311-nucleotide messenger RNA. The record is from the annotation of a GenBank genome assembly. Lineage: Eukaryota; Viridiplantae; Streptophyta; Magnoliopsida; Poales; Poaceae.